Messenger RNA from Cantharellus anzutake, 1410 nucleotides. RefSeq lists its product as uncharacterized. The record is from RefSeq and is a predicted model, not a curated record. NCBI's taxonomy places the organism in Eukaryota, Fungi, Basidiomycota, Agaricomycetes, Cantharellales, Hydnaceae. Bases 1 to 1410 code for a protein of 469 amino acids. The transcript has 2 exons.
AUGCUGCUCUCUUCGAGCUCUUCGUGGGCAUGUGCAAGCGACGAUAGCAACGAGAAAGGGAUACUGUCGCUUACCUUGAGGGGGCUCAGCACAAGACGUAGAGAUCCAUUGAAGGGGCGAAAAAUAUUUCCCUUCGACAUCAUAUGCCACCUUUUGCAAUACUGUGACCCCACAACACAGCGAGCCAUCGCACUUCUCAAUCGCGAUUGUUAUGCGGCAACACACCAAUAUUUAUGGAAUCAUGUCGUUGUGCGACCUUUCCAUGAGGCCAAACGCCCAUUGUGGCCGUGGUCACGUCCUGUCGAUUUGACGCUUUCUGAUUUGGUUGUUGGGUUGCAAAACAUUGCUCGAGACCCAAAUCGGGCUAGAUGGAUACGUUUCUUAUCAAUCCGGGACAACACUCCAGCAACAUCUUCACCGGCACGAAAACGAUCUCCGUCCCAACUCGGACUGGAAUUAGGUUGCUCGGAUCACGAUAAGGAUAAGGUCGAAAUUUCGUUAUUGCUUCUUAAGGCACUGUCACAAACGAUUCGUCUGAGCCGUUUGGACCUUUCUUCGUUCACUUGUUUCCCUUCUGAUCAACUUGCGGACGCUAUCACGCCACCUUUGGUGUCUGGAUCACUGCAACUUUCCUUCCUGGGCGUGCCAUUCGGGUGCUGGCCGUACCUGCUCCCUGCACUCACUUGCCAACCGUCCAUCCGUCAUCUUCUACUCACUCAUCCGAAAGAGUUCAUGAACACUGGUACCGCGGACAUGCCGCCACUCCCAUUUCACGCCCUUCCUCACUUGGAAAGUUUGGCAGUCCCUAUUUGCAAUCUGACCAGCAUAACCAAUGGGCGCCCAUUGCAUGCACUCAGAAUUUUGGGUGCCCCGCAUGGGUAUCCUUCAACCACGCCGUGGCAUUCGGAUUCAAUGUUACGAGGCUUCCAAUCCAUCGCUUUCGACAAGUCGAACCCUGGCCUCAUGCAUCUCGAACUGCCCUUCACCUUCAUCAGCGAAUUCAUCGAGGACGAAAGUGAGUUUGGAGACGACAUAACUGCCUUAUUGCGCCAUCUUGCGCCAAUUCGUCCCGUUUCCAACUUACAAAGGCUCGAUAUAUGUUGCGGGGACCGUGUCCGCUUCCCUGUUGUCCGCGAAGUCCCUUCGAAUCCCGAAUGGCUAGGUGGGGAUGGUAAUCGAGGAGCUUUGCCUCGGCUGAUGAGAGCUCUCAGCUUGUUCGAGGACCUCGAUGAACUUAGAUGGAACUGUUCACAUGCAAAUGUGAUGAAGGGGUUGUGCACGGGAUUUGAUGGGACAGGACCGUGUGUGAACACCAGCGGUCAAUGGGAAGGUUUUGCACGCGCUUGCUCAAAAGCAAACUCAAAACUGCAGCGGGUAUACAUAAACGGGGAGCUUGUGCCGUCCAAAUAG